GACACCAUCAUCAUCAUCAUAUCUUCUUUCUCUGAAACAGGGGAAGUAACAGAGAAGGAUCCAAGUUCAGAAAAAAGCUCAAUUUUUCCGGCAAUGGCGGCCUCAACCACAUCGUCAACUCCACUCUCUCUCUCCUCUUCAUCAUCCUCAACUCUCCGGCAAUCAUCAGCUCUGCCUUCUUCCCAAUGUAUGACUCUUCCGACACUCUCUCCUCCUGUUCCGUCUCUAUCUCGUCCAAGCUACAGGAAUGCCGCUGCUUACUGUCGAAAAAUUGCUAGAAACGUAGUUUCCAUGGCUACGGGAGAUGCGCCAGCGGAAAUUGGUGUGGCUGAGACGCCUGAAAUCUUGAAAACAGUUCAAGAAGCUUGGGAUAAAGUUGAGGAUAAAUAUGCUGUUAGUUCUUUGGCUGUGGCUGCUGUUGUUGGUUUAAUUGGUGCAUCUGGAUUGAUUGGGGCAAUUGACAAGCUUCCUCUUAUCCCUGGAGCACUUGAAGUUGUUGGAAUUGGAUACACUGGGUGGUUUACAUAUCGUAACCUCGUCUUCAAACCAGACAGGGAGGCUUUGCUACAAAAGAUCAAAGACACAUACAAAGAUAUCAUUGGAAGUUGAUCAGAACAAACACCAAUGAGACAAAUGUGAUGUCUUUUUUCUUUUUCUUUCCUGCACUUUCUUCAUCUUCUUCAUAUUCAUCAGAAUCCCUUGACAUUAUUUAUAUAUCUCAAUCUUCAUCUAUGUAUGUAUGUAUGAAACUACUUGCAAAGCAGUUUUCACUCUCACUAUUGAUUAUAUGUAAUUAAUUUAACUGGGUUAUGUA
Impatiens glandulifera is the source of this 814-nucleotide messenger RNA. RefSeq names its product protein CURVATURE THYLAKOID 1B, chloroplastic. Bases 94 to 609 code for a protein of 171 amino acids. The record is from RefSeq and is a predicted model, not a curated record. NCBI's taxonomy places the organism in Eukaryota, Viridiplantae, Streptophyta, Magnoliopsida, Ericales, Balsaminaceae. The transcript is spliced from 6 exons. Gene Ontology annotation, cellular component: thylakoid; chloroplast thylakoid membrane.